AUGUCAUUUUUAAAAAAUCUAUUGCAUAAAGGUGAAGGUAGUGGUGGUCAACAUCAUGAUCAGAAUGCGCAACAUUCUUCUCCACAUGGGUCCCAUCCUCAGCAACAACUUGUAAAUCAGUGGCCAGCACAAGGGCCACCCCCACCUUAUAGUUCCUAUCAAGGCGGUUCUCCAUAUCAACAACCUCCACCACACAACCCUUAUCAACAAGGUUAUGGACAGCCACAAUACAACAACUAUCAAGCAGACCCAUCUCCUUAUGUCCCUCAUGCGCAGUCGCCGCCUCAUGAAAACUAUGCUCCACAUGGGAUGAUGCAACAACCGUGGGGCGAACAGGCUCAUCAAGGUUACUCUCCUCCCCAUUUCGAAGGUGGUGGACAUGGGCAUUACGAAAAUCAUGGACAUCACUCAGAAUAUCAACAGUACCCAGAAGGGCACGGAUAUGAUCACGAAAAUCACCGUGGACAUGACCGUGGGCAUCAUCAUGGUCAUCAUCAAGAGCAUGGACAUCAUAAUGAACAUGGACACCAUCACGAACAUGAGCGACAUCGUAGCCAUUCACGUGAUUAA
Rotaria socialis is the source of this 570-nucleotide messenger RNA. The record is from the annotation of a GenBank genome assembly. Lineage: Eukaryota; Metazoa; Rotifera; Eurotatoria; Philodinida; Philodinidae.